AUGGGGGGCUCCAUGGGUGGGUGGCACCCAAGGGACACUUCUUGAUCCGGUGCUGUCCAAUUGCUUGGUGUUGGUUUUUGACACCCUGCUCCAGACACCUGGGUUCUUCAUUCCGAGAUCAAUCCUGGAGCUGAAAGAAAGGGUGGGGGCAAUCUGGAAAGUGGAGAGUGGCCUUGAAACAGGAUGGAGUCUUUGUUGUUGCUGACAUUGAUUCCACUCGCUCAAGGUCUAUCCUGCGCCCGCAUUCCCUGCAAGAAUGGAGGAGUCUGUUUGAGUCACUCCAAUGGGACUUUCUCCUGCCUUUGCCUUGCUGGCUACGUGGGAGAGAUGUGCCAGUUUGUGGACCCCUGCACCCCUGGGCGCUGCCAGAAUGGGGGCACCUGCACCCUCAUGAACCUUCGCCCCCCAACCCCCCCUGCCUAUACUUGCCUGUGCCCCCCUGGUUUCACUGGGGAGGAAUGCAAGGGAGCAGUUGGAGACCCCUGCUUCCCUUCACCCUGCCAACAUGGAGGAACGUGCCAGUGGCUCUCCGGAAAAGGGUACCGAUGCCAGUGCAUGCCAGGAUGGACAGGAAAGAAUUGCCAGCUGAUGGACUUCUGCCCGGCGAAUCCUUGUGCCAAUGGAGGGACUUGCGUCAUCACUUACCCGGUCAUCGUCUGCCAGUGCCAGCCGGGCUUUGAAGGGCACACCUGCCAACACGAUGUCAACGAGUGCUUUGGGGACCCUAACCCCUGCCUCAAUGGAGGCAGCUGCAUUAAUAACAUUGGCUCUUUCCGCUGUGUCUGCCCGCCCAGCUCCACUGGUCCACUCUGCCAGUACCGCCUAGGACCCUGCUCCCCAGAGAUCUGCCUCCAUGGCAGCACCUGCCACCACAUCAAUGACAAGUACCAUGGCUGCCUGUGUCUCCCAGGCUACACAGGCCAAUACUGCGAGGUGAACCCAGAUGACUGUGUGGGGCAUCAGUGCCACAAUGGGGGCACCUGCCAGGAUGGAGUGGGGUCAUAUACCUGCCACUGCCUACCAGGUUGGACAGGGCUCUUUUGCCACCUGCAUGAUGCCUGCCUCAGCAGCCCAUGUCAUCCUGAUGCGCAUUGUGACACUGACCUCCUGACUGGCCAGGCUGUCUGCACAUGCCAGCAAGGUUAUGCUGGCCCCAUGUGCUAUGAGGAUAUCAACGAGUGCCAGAUGGGUGCAGACCCCUGUGAACAUGGUGGAAGCUGCCACAACACGCCCGGCUCCUUCACCUGUCGCUGCCCCAUGGGCUACACAGGCUCUCGCUGCGAAGCAAACCUCAAUGAGUGUCUCAGCCAGCCUUGCCAUAACGGAGCCUCUUGCCUCGACUUGCUGGGCCAGUUCCAAUGUCUCUGCCCCUCCGGGUUCAGCGGGCCCCUGUGCGAAGUGGAAGAAUGUGUCAGUGAUAGCUGCCUCAAUGGAGGAACCUGUCUCCGACAGAUCCACAGAGUUGCCUGCCAGUGUCCUCCUGGUUUUGAGGGACCCCAAUGCAAGCUGGAGGUGGACAGCUGUGCCAGUUCCCCCUGCAGGAAUGGGGGCCAGUGCCAAAACUCUGCAGGGGUUUUCCAUUGCACCUGCCCCCAAGGUUUCGAGGGACACCAGUGUGAGAGAGAUGCAGACUUAUGCCGCAGCGCCCCCUGUGAGCAUGGAACCUGCUUGAAUGCACCGGGCUCCUUCACUUGCAUUUGCUCUUCAGGCUUCACAGGACCCCACUGUUCAGAGCUCAGCGACCCUUGCCAGAAUUGGCAGUGCCUCAACGGGGGCAGUUGCCAAGGGACAGAAUUUGGGCUGCACUGUCUCUGUCCUCCAGGUUGGACAGGCCGGGACUGUGGCAUGGAAGUAAAUGCCUGCGAUUCCAGUCCCUGCCACCAGGGGGCCACUUGCCUGAGUCGUCAAGGUGCCUUCAGCUGCACCUGCCCCAGCGGCUACGUAGGAGUGACAUGCAAUGAAGAUGUGGAUGAAUGCAUAUCCAGCCCCUGCCUCAACUCUGGAUCCUGCCUUAACAGCCCUGGAACCUUCCACUGCCUUUGCCCUGAGGGUCACACAGGAAUGAAAUGCCAGGAAAGUCUUGACCUUUGCUCACUCGACUCCUGCAGGAAUGGAGGCCAGUGUGUAACAAAGGGGUCUGCACCCCACUGCCUGUGCCCCCCAGGCUGGGGAGGCUCACAGUGCGAGCAGAGGACAAGCCAGAAUGGAGACAAUUGCACAGAUCAGGCUGGAGGGCACAGCUGCCAGCUGCAGCAGUGCCUACCUAAGGAGAAGUGCCUGAAUGGGGGAACCUGUACCAAGAUGUUGGAUGGAUUCCGGUGCUUGUGCCCCCCGGGGACCAAAGGUCCCAACUGUGAUUUGGACCCCUGUUCCCUUCCUGGUCCCCACUGCUACCAUGGGGGGACCUGCCAGGCUCAGCCUGAAGGAUUUUCUUGCAUCUGCCCCCCUGGGUAUGUUGGCGAGCGGUGCCAAGGGGUUGUGGAUGCCUGCUUCUCCCAGCCUUGCCACCGGCCUGGUGCCCAUCACUGCCAAUCCCACGAAGAGGGUUUCCACUGUUCGUGCCUAUCAGAAUACACAGGGAUUCUGUGUGAAUCUUUGAUUGACAGUUGUCAAUCAGAUCCCUGCCUGAAUGGCGGAAGCUGUAGUGUCAUGCCGGGUAACCCUCUUGAAUUCAUCUGCCACUGUCCACAGGGUUAUGAUGGAGUGACCUGUGAUCAGCACGGCCCCCCUUGUGGCUCACUCUACUGCCACAACGGAGGGGUUUGCAUAGCCCGUCCAUCUGGGCUCCGGUGCCUCUGUAUGGCAGGGUUCUCUGGGCCAGACUGCAGCCUACCCCCAUGCUCUCCAGGGCCCUGCUCCACCUCCAAUACUACCAUGACCUCCGAGUGUCGACUGGUGGCAGGAGACGGGCGCUGCGACCGGGCCUGCAGCUCCCCUGAGACCAACUGGGAUGGUGGUGACUGUUCCCUGGGGGUGCUUGAACCUUGGGGAUCCUGCCCAAAACAGGAGCUGUGCCAGGUGGCUUUCCAGGAUGGGGGUUGCCAGCACCGUUGCCAUAGCGAGGAUUGCCUGUACGACGGAUUUGACUGUGCCCAGUGGAAGCUGUGCAACCCUUCCUAUCAGCAAUAUUGCCGGGACCACUUCUCCGACGGACACUGCGACAGAGGCUGCCAUGUGGCCUCCUGCGGCUGGGAUGGGGGAGAUUGCUGGUCUCAUCCUGCCCCCCUGGAGGAGGCGACAUUGGGGCUGGCCGUCCUGCUGCCCCGAGAGGGCCUACUCCAUUUCUUGUAUUCCCUGGCGGUUGCCAUGAAGACGGGAAUACGAGUUCAGCGGGAUCCCCAGGGCAGAGAAAGGAUCUACCCCUACACAGGGAGGGAAUUGCUUGGAAGCAGGAGCAAUUGGACAGAGGUUCAGCCGGAGGCUUCUGCAGAGACCGUAGGAUUUACCAUCUUCUUGGCAGUGGAUGGGAACCAGUGCCCAGGACAGUGCCUCACCUCCCCCAAGUCCCUGCUGAAUUUCUUGGCGGCCUUGUCAGCCAAAGGAACUCUUGAGUCCCUUGUGCCCUAUCCAGUGGUCACUGCCUGGGUUGAGUCAACGGGAAAUGAUCCCCAGGCCUCCGUUUCCCAUUUUUCUGGGCCCCUCAUUUACAGCGUGGGGGCUGGAGUCCUGGCAAUAGCACUGGGUAUCUUUCUUGGGGUAUGGAGGAUCCGCCGGCCCCAGCGGCGCGAACACGGUGCUCUCUGGUUCCCCCCUGGAUUUGCUCCACUCCCAGCCAAGAAGCGGCGCUGUCGGAGGGACCCUGUGGGAGAAGACGCCAUCAGGCUAAAGCCAAGAAAGGCAGGUGCUGAAUUUGUAGAGGACACUGACAUGUGCUCCAGUCCCCACUUUGACGGACCACUGAACAUCACAGAUAUGGAGGGUGAUCCUGAUUCCAUCUCCAUCCUAGAGCAAGGCCAGCCUAAGCCAAAGAAGCAGGUGCAGUUCAGCACGCUGAUCUCCACUCAGGACGCCAGGCCAAAGGCUGUCAAGACUCAAAAGCCAGUUUGUGGCCUGACGCCAUUGAUGCCUUUGGCCCAUUCUCCUGGCUUGGACCUGGAAGGAUCCUGGGCAGACGGGCAAAUGGGAAGCUCUGGAGAGACGCCCCUUCACUUGGCAGCUCGAUACUCCCGUGCUGACGCCGCCCGCAGACUCCUGGCAUCCGGAGCCGAUGUCAACUCCCGUGACCAGUGGGGACGGACCCCCUUGCACAGCGCCAUAGCAGCUGAUGCGUUGGGUGUAUACCAGAUCCUUCUCCGGCACCGGCAGACAGACUUGGAUGCCACGGCCCACGAUGGCUCCACCCCUCUAAUCCUUGCCACACGGCUUGGGGUUGAAAAUAUGGUGGAGGAGCUGAUCGCCAAUCAUGUAGAUAUCAGGGCUGUAGAUAAGAGAGGAAAGAGCGCCCUCCACUGGGCUGCAGCUGUCAACAACGUGCGUGCCACCCUCAUUCUACUCAGAAAUGGAGCUGAUAAGGAUACUCAGGACAAUCGGGCACAGACCCCAUUGUUCCUGGCUGCCCAAGAGGGGAGCUAUAAAGUGGCUUGUCUUCUUCUCCAGCACGGGGCCAAGCAGAGCAUCCGGGAUCACAUGGGCCGCCUCCCAAAGGACGUGGCCCUAGAGCGUCUCCACCACGAUAUCCUGUCUCUUUUGGACUGCCCCCACCCCUCACAUGUCACCAGCCAGAAGGUCUCACCACAAAGGCCAUGCCCACCGCCCCAUCAGUCUGCUGGCAACCCGCACAAGUUACCAUGGCAACCUGGCAACCAACGGCUCACUCCUGUCCAAGAGAAUGAGGGCCUGUUGAAGGAACUUCCCUCUCCCAUGCUGCUGACUAGCCAAUCAGAAAAUGCUGUGGGGCCACCUGAUGAGUGACUCCUCCCCCUCUGGGUGUGGAUUGGACAUAUGCUAAUACUGCAGGUCAGUGACAGCAGAUUGAGCCAUGGUAUGGUGUUCGCCAGUGAGGUCAUGCAGGGCAGGAAUGCUGAUGUCGCAGGAAGGUACCGUGAACAGAGGCAAGCCAGAGCAGAGCGGUGCCUGAGGAGAGAUCUAGACGUCCUGCGUGGAGGAAUGACGAUGAUCUGGUGUGACAUUGGAGGAGUGCCUGAGGAUACAUCUGAUGUCAUACAUGAUGAUGUAACACAGUAGGAGGGUGCUUUAAAUGUGUACGCAGCCAGAGCCACAUCUGUACCAUACCUUUAAAGCACAUGGCUUCCCCAGAGAAUCCUAGGAACUGCAACAUGUUUUAAGAUGUCUUGAAAGCUUUUUUUUUUUAAAAAAACUUUUUAAAAGAUGUUUUGUUUUAAUGUAUUUUAAAGUCUGUUUUUGUGAUGUUUUAAAGCAUUUUUAGUGCUUUUGUUUGCCGCCCUGGGCUCCUGCUGGGAGGAAGGGUGGGAUAUAAAUCAAAUAAUAAAUAAUAAAUAAAUGUGUCACACAGCCUGGAGCAUACAGAUAAAUCCUUGAUCAUAUCUUGCUAUAAGAUAAGGAUGAAGGAUCUCAAACUAGUGGGGUCAAACCAGGCUUCUGCCCCACUUUUCCAACCUGCAGUUCCUCAGUAUACACUGUUAUAAUUUGUCCCUUUUUCUUUGCUUUUCCAUUGGUGCAGGGUCGAAUAGACAAGGGGGUUCUAAAGGCCAGGUCUCACAAACAGGUAGAUCACCAAUAGUACCAGCCACGUCAAAAGACCCAGCUCUGCCUGCUUUAAAACCUUGAAGACUCUUCUAGCAGUUAGAACCUGAAUUGCUCUUGCGGCUAAUCUUCCGUGCUCCUCCUCCCAAAGCCUAAGGAAGAUUAUCAGCGUAAGAGGAGCAGCAGAGCCUGGCUGUACUGGGUCUCUCUCCCUCAGCCUUUAGGAAAAUGAGGGAACAUCACUGCUGCAUCAGGCCAAUCAAUGGCCCCAUCUAGUUCUCACAGUAGCCAACCAGAUGCCUCUUCAGGGAAGCUGGCAAGUAAGACCUAAGUGCAAGAGCACUCUCCCUCUUUGCAAUUCUCAGCACCUGGCAUUCAGAAGCACAUACUGCCUCUGACCGUGGAGGCAGAACAUAGACAUCAGGGUCAGUAGCCAUUUUAUCCUCCAUGUAUUUAUUACUAUUAUGUGGGAGCCCAGGGCGGCAAACGAAAACAUUAAAAACACUCUUAAACAUCUUAAA
Messenger RNA from Rhineura floridana, 6185 nucleotides. RefSeq names its product notch receptor 4 (gene NOTCH4). Gene Ontology annotation, cellular component: protein-containing complex; plasma membrane. Bases 184 to 4911 code for a protein of 1575 amino acids. Gene Ontology annotation, molecular function: protein binding; calcium ion binding. The record is from RefSeq and is a predicted model, not a curated record. Gene Ontology annotation, biological process: multicellular organism development; heterophilic cell-cell adhesion; Notch signaling pathway. NCBI's taxonomy places the organism in Eukaryota, Metazoa, Chordata, Lepidosauria, Squamata, Rhineuridae. The transcript has 26 exons.